Messenger RNA from Schistocerca serialis cubense, 2298 nucleotides. RefSeq names its product hexosaminidase D-like. Lineage: Eukaryota; Metazoa; Arthropoda; Insecta; Orthoptera; Acrididae. Gene Ontology annotation, molecular function: hexosaminidase activity. Gene Ontology annotation, biological process: carbohydrate metabolic process. The coding region runs from base 216 to 2051 and encodes 611 amino acids. The record is from RefSeq and is a predicted model, not a curated record. The transcript has 7 exons.
ACAGAUGAAAUGCGCCAUUUUCGUCUGCUGAUAACAGUUGUAAGCUAAGUGGUUGUUUGGCAGUAGAUCCUAAAGAAAACAUGUCAUAAUUCUUUUGGGACUGUUAUUAUCCGUGUGUAAAUGUUUUUUUUUGCUAUGUUAAGUCACCGAAUUACUAAAUGAGAGGGCGAGUGUUCGUACAGGCGAGUGGGAGGUUGAGGUAGUUGACCGUGGAAAUGCUUAGACUAAAGGGUAAGACUCAACUUAUGGUCGCAACGUUGCUUAUGUUAGUUACCUUACUGAUUUUAUAUAAAAUAUCAUUGGCGGACACUCUGCAUGAUUCUCAGAGACUGAAAGAUGACGAAGGAUACAGCUUACAUUAUAUAAAUGAACCCAUACAGCAAAAUGAUGCUUCGGCUUUGGUACAGAAGGUAGAGGACGUUAGACGCAGGGCUAACGACCUGUAUCAUUUUAAUGGUAUUCACAAAAAUAUGAUUGAUGAAGAUAAGAUUGGAAGGAGAAUGAUGGCUCCAGGAGCUGAUGAUUAUCUCUCUGAGAAAAGUGAUUCAAGAAAUGUACGUAAGUCAAACAAAAAGCUUUUCCCUGGAUACCGUUAUAUUCAUUUAGAUUUAAAAGGUGCACCGCCAAAAGUUACCUAUUUUAGUGAAUUAUUUAAAAUCUUACGUGAUUUGGGAGCGACUGGUCUUCUGAUAGAGUAUGAAGACAUGUUUCCAUACAGUGGGCAUCUGUUGAAAGACGUCGCAGCAUACAAUGCAUAUACAAAAUCAGAUGUGCAGAAGAUAUUAGAGAUAGCAAAAGAAAACGAACUGAAAGUAAUACCAUUAAUUCAAACUUUUGGACAUAUGGAAUUCAUCCUAAAACUUGAGAAAUUUUCAUAUUUACGGGAAGUUCAGAGAUAUCCACAGGUAAUCUGUUCUUGUCACAAUGAUACAUUUCCCUUGCUGACAUCGAUGAUUGAUGAAAUCUUAGCGCUGCACCCUGAUGCAGAGUAUCUUCAUAUUGGUUGUGAUGAAGUCUACUAUCUUGGAGAAUGUAACAGCUGCAGCACCAGUAUGAUGCAGCACGUUCCAACAAAGUCAGAGCUGUUCUUGAAUCAUGUCAUUCGCCUAGCAAAAUAUGUGAAGACUCGGUAUCCAAGCGUGACUCCUUUGACGUGGGAUGAUGAAUUUCGCUCUCUAAGAGAGGAAGAUCUUAGAAGGGCAGGUGUUGGUCGGUGGUUAGAGCCUGUCAUUUGGAAAUAUACACCAGAUAUAAAUGCCGCUUUACCACCAGAGUUGUGGGACAAAUACAGUGCAAUAUUCCCUGCUGUGUGGAUAGCAAGUGCUUUCAAAGGAGCUACUGGUCCUGAUAAACUGCUCACAGACAUUAGUUACCAUUUGGAUAACCAUCGUGCCUGGAUUGAUAUAUUUACAACAUAUUCUUCACAACUCAAAUUUCGUGGCUUGAUGAUAACGGGAUGGCAACGAUAUGAUCAUUUUUCUGUGUUGUGUGAACUAUUGCCUGCUGGACUCCCAUCACUAGCAACCUGUUUGACAUACGUUACAUCAAAUGACAAAGAUAUGACAAGUCCGUCAUGGCAUGCAAUGGAGACUUUGCAUUGUGAGCCCCCACUGCCUAUGCAACCUGGUACUGGCAAGUCACGUUGCAGUUUCACUGGAUCUGGUGUUCUGGAUGUUGCAGAACGUGUAUUUGCUUUAAAACAAAAUCUGGAAAGAGUUGCCUCAGAUCCAACAGCUGUGGGAUGGUUAUCACCGUACAACAUUCAGAAAGGAUUUUCAAGCCCCUCACAUGUGGAACAUGCAACAGCAGAGGUGGACCGAAUGUUGGCAGAAUUAAAAUAUAUAUCUCGUGAUGCUCAAAAAGCACUUUCUGAGAUUUAUGAUGAACAUACUGUUUCUGAGUGGCUGGAUACAUACAUUAACCCUUUGCAGCAAAGACUGGUGGCAAUGUCUUCAGCCCGUGAACGCCUACUGGAUAUGUCUCACUGGCCACGUCGUCCACUUGACGUUCGCCAUUCUUCAUCACUCUCACAAAGAAGCAACUAUUUGUGAUGUAGGUGAUACAGUUUACCAGCAUGGUAAAGUGAUGAUAUUUUGAAGACUGAUUUAUUGUACAAAGGUGACAGUGUACUGUAAGAUAAGUAUAGCUUCAUAAGAUACCAGAGCCUGAAAAUGUAUUGACAUUCGACAAUGUAUUACGCAAAUUUUCCGCAAGAGUUGUUGUUAACAUCUUUGGUUUACACUUCAGUAAUUGGAAAGAAUAAAGGAACUCCUUGGAAGGAAAAUUAAAAAAAUAACC